This is a messenger RNA of Salpingoeca rosetta, 752 nucleotides long. RefSeq lists its product as uncharacterized. Gene Ontology annotation, cellular component: cytoplasm. The transcript has 3 exons. NCBI's taxonomy places the organism in Eukaryota, Choanoflagellata, Craspedida, Salpingoecidae. Bases 165 to 524 code for a protein of 119 amino acids. Gene Ontology annotation, molecular function: glutathione disulfide oxidoreductase activity. The record is from RefSeq and is a predicted model, not a curated record. Gene Ontology annotation, biological process: cellular response to oxidative stress.
GUGUGUGUGUGUGUGUGUGUGUGUGGCGACGGAGACGAGAUGAGGAGGAUUGCUGCACUCGCUCACUUACUUUGUUUGCUUUUGUUCCUCAACCGCACACACUACACGUCACGCCAGACAUCACAUCACACACCGCAUACGCUGUCUCUUGCCUUUGUCCUUAGAUGGGAAACGUGUUUGGAUCACACCAGAACCUCAACAUGACUGCCAAGACCCUCGUCGAGAAGGCCCUCGCCAACAACACCGUCGUGGUGUUCUCCAAGACCUACUGCCCCUUCUGCACCCGCGCAAAGGCGGCCCUCAAGGAGAAGGGCAUUGAGGCCCUCAUCAUCGAGCUGGACCAGGGUGAAGUGACCUACGGCGACGAGAAGGCUGAAGGCGCUGAUGUCCAUGCCAUCAUCAAGUCCGUGUACGGCCACCGCACCGUGCCUGCCGUCUUCGUCAAGGGCAAGCUCGUUGGUGGCUGCGAUGAGACCCUGGCUGCCCUCAAGUCUGGCAAGUUCAUGGAGCUCGUGAACGCGUAAGCAUGCAACACCCGUCCCCUCUCGUUUUGUUUUCGCCAAUUGUUUGCGUUCUCGUUGUCACUCUCCUCGUGAUGCAAGCGCAGCACAUGCAGGCACAGAUACGCGUGCGUGUGUUGUCAUGAUUGCUCCAUGGUUGAGUGUGUAGGCAUGUGCCAGUUCUGUGCGCACCAUCGCAAUGCAACAUCAGUAAAUCCCCACAAGGAAGACCGACCCAUCACCAACCACAAC